Saccostrea cuccullata (small rock oyster) is the source of this 1516-nucleotide messenger RNA. RefSeq lists its product as uncharacterized. The coding region runs from base 44 to 1516 and encodes 490 amino acids. NCBI's taxonomy places the organism in Eukaryota, Metazoa, Mollusca, Bivalvia, Ostreida, Ostreidae. The record is from RefSeq and is a predicted model, not a curated record. The transcript has 5 exons.
UUACUAUUUAGACCAUAAAUAUGCAAGUAGAUAGAAGAUAAUCAUGGCCUCCAAACUUUUGUCAAAGCAUCAACAGAAUUUUGUACAACUUGGAAUAGUCUGCGUGGACGAGAUAAAACUAAUGUUUAAGGAUAUUUUUGAAAGUCAAAUCAAACCAACAGAUCUCUACUACGUCAUCAAUUCAUGUUCAGAACUCACAACUGGCAGACACAAAUUGAGGCCUGAGCAGCUGAGACUUUGUAGCCUUUCCCCGCCUCAGAUUCCUAACUAUGAUCAAUUUGAUGUCUCGUUACUUUAUACACUGAUACGAAAUCUCUGUCCAAACUUAAAACCAACAAAGGGAUGGGGAAAGAUGCCGGAAAGUACGGAUACAAAAAUAGGAGAUGACAUUGAGCGUCUUAGAAUAUUCAGAAAUGAUAUGUUUGCGCAUGUAGAAUCUUCAGAAGUUCCUGAUCCUGUGUUCCUGCAACGCUGGAAUGAUCUGAAAGGAAAUAUUCACAGAGCACAGAAGUUUGUGACGUUACUUGGGUAUAAGGUUAAUUAUGAAGAGAAGCUCGCAAAUAUUGAAAGAUCUGAUUUUGGUCGAGAUGCUAUGGAAAAAUACAAAUUACUUUUGGAAGGAAUGAUGAUUUUCAUAAAUGGAAAGAAGAAAAUUCUUUGUGAAGAAAAGGCAUGCUUUGAAGCUGUGACAGAAAAUUUUCUUGACACCGAUAACUGGCCAAUUAAAUGGGUGAAAGUGAGAGGGGACACAACAAAGAAGAUUGACAUUAGCAAGGAAAAGUACAGUGGGAGUACUAGUAGAAGACUUGUGAUAAAUAAGAUUGAGAAAGAAGACCAGGGUGAAUAUCAGGCUGUGAUUCUACGAGAAAUAGACAAAAGACAUGUUAAAAUUGAAAGUAACACACUUUUCCUAGAAGUCAUAGGAGGCAUUAUACUAUUUAUUAAAAUUGAGUGGAGCAAAGAUGGAAAACGUUUUAUGACAAAAUUUAAAAAAUACAUAGGAGGCAAUGUUACGGACAGGUAUCUGAAAAUCCUUUCUCCAUCAGAGAACGACAGAGGUAAAUACAUGUGUGAAGUUUCCAAUGCUGUAGGAUCAGUUUCGAAGGCUGUUUGUCUAGAUGCUCCAUUUGUAAAAAUUGGCAAAGAUCUUACUGUUGAAAAUUGCCAGAUACUGACGGCUUCAUUUGGUGAUCAAGUCACAAUUGUUGCUACUGUCAAGUCUUGUCCUUCUCCGAUAAAAGCAAUUUGGCAAAAAAGCAGAGAUCAAAAUCCUGAUAAUUUUAUGACCGUUGACAUCGAUGACGCCCGAUAUUUUGGAAGCACUUUUGAUCCAGAGAAACCUAUUUUAGUAAUAACAAAGGCAUCUGAUGUUGACAAAGUGUAUUAUCGACUAGAAGUUACAAAUGGAAUUGGAAAAUCUAUAAGCAAUACUGUUUUGCUGAAAUUAGUCGGCGGUGCGUUGAAAACAACUUCAAAGAUUGAAUUUUGUGAAACAGAUAGUACAAUUUUAAAUUGA